Messenger RNA from Lactuca sativa (garden lettuce), 2031 nucleotides. RefSeq lists its product as uncharacterized. Gene Ontology annotation, biological process: DNA integration. Lineage: Eukaryota; Viridiplantae; Streptophyta; Magnoliopsida; Asterales; Asteraceae. Gene Ontology annotation, molecular function: nucleic acid binding. The record is from RefSeq and is a predicted model, not a curated record.
AUGGCUGGUGGUUCUUCUGAUACAUCUGGUGGAAGUGGAAAGGAUGAUCAAAUUAAUUUUGAUGAUCCUCUUUACAUCCAUCCUUCUGAUAAUGCUGUUACAUCAAUCAUUACAACGAAAUUAACUGGAAAUGAAAAUUUUAGACUUUGGAGGAGCUCUAUUUCUAGAGCUCUUAAAGCUAGGAAUAGGCUAGGGUUUGUAGAUGGUACUUUUAAAAGAAGUAAGGUUGAUGAUUCCAAACAGGCUAAGUGGGACAGGGCCAAUGCAGUUUUUUGUUCUUGGCUUCUGUCUUCUAUUUCUGAUUCCAUCUAUCAGAGUCAAGCUUAUUCUAAAGUUGCUGAAGAAAUUUGGGAAAAUCUUUUUGAAACAUAUAAUAAAUCUGAUGGGUCAGUUGUGUUUAAUAUACAUCAGCAAAUUAAUUCUCUUAAACAAAAUGGUAUAUCUUUGUCAGAUUACUUCAAUAAGCUUGAUUCUUUAUGGAAGGAAUUUGAUGGUCUUACUAGUUUAACUGAGUGUACUUAUGAUGCUUCUGUGAAACUUAAAGAUCAUUCUAAUCUCAUGAAACUUAUGCAGUUUCUUUUUGGACUUGAUGACUCUUAUAGUCAGGUCAAGAGUCAAAUUUUGUUAAUGGAUCCUUUGCCCACUGUGAAAACAACUUUCUCUAUUGUGUCUAGAGAAGAGUCCCUUCAAAGGAAUGGGUCUUUUACCUCUUCUCAGUCUGUGUCUAAGACUCAGUCAAAUGCUUUUCUAGUAGAUUUAAUAACAGGGGCAACUCUAAUAAAAAUAAGGGUCAAACUGUUCAAUGAUUUUAGAUCAAGGAAUGAAACGGGUAAUCAACCUAAUUUUGUGAAAAACUUUUCUGCUAAUUCUUCUGUCACUCCUUCUGGAAGUGGAAGUGCUUCUAAUCCUUCUGACUCUAAUGAUGAUUCUGAGUUUCAUCAACUCACUAAGGAUCAGUAUGUCAAUUUUCUACAAUUAAUUGGUGACAAACAAAUUAAUGAAGAGUCUUCUGUCAGUGCAAAUAUGGCAGAUUUGGUUGUGAAUCAUCCUAAUGGUACAUCUGCAAAAAUUGAAAAAAUUGGGAAUUUAAAUUUGUCUGACACUUUGACUUUGUUUGAUGUGUUUGCUGUUCCUGAUUUCAAUGUAAAUCUUUUAUCUGUUCAUAAGGGUUUACAGUCAAAGGUGAUGGUGGGGAAUGGUAGAGAGUCUGGAGGUCUCUAUUACAUGAAUAGUGUACCUUCAGGUAUUUCUUCUAAUCUUUCUAAGUCAUCUUCUUUUUGUGUUAAAGUUAAAAUUGUUAGAUCAGAUAAUGGCACUGAGUUUUUAAAUAAUAGAAUGAAAUUUUUAAUUGAGUCAAAAGGAAUCUUACAUCAAACUUCUUGUGUUCAUACUCCACAACAAAAUGGAGUUGUGGAGAGAAAACACAGACACAUUUUAAAUGUUGCUAGACCUUUAAUGUUUCAGUCUGCUGUUCCUCUGAGAUAUUGGGCAGAUGCGGUUUUAACCUCGGUUUUUUUAAUAAAUAGAACUCCUACUUCAGUUUUGAAUGGUUCUUCUCCUUAUGAACUUCUUUAUAAUAGUGCUCCUGUUUUUGAUAAACUUAGAGUAUUUGGUUGUUUAUGUUUUGCCACUAAACUGAAUAAUUCAGAAAAGUUUUCUGAAAGAGCUGAUAAAUGUGUUUUUCUUGGAUAUUCUUCUGAUAAGAAAGGUUACAAAGUUCUUAGUCUUGACUCAAAUCUUAUUUUUGUUUCCAGGGAUGUAAAGUUUUAUGAAUCUGUGUUUCCAUUCAAGCUUAAGUCUUCAUCUUUGACCAAUAGAUCUAAUGUUCCUAUGAGUCCCAAUGAUUUGUUUUCCUAUGAUGAGUCUUUGAAUUCUAGUUCUAUUCUUGAUAACACUGAACUAGAGAACCUAGGAGGUGACCAUCAGUUGGAUGGUGCUAAUACUGAUCAAGUCCUGGAUGAGACUAGUUUUUCUAAUGUCAACAACCAAACUGAUGAAGUGUAUGUGCCUUUGAGUGAAAGGAAAACAUAA